Molecule: messenger RNA, 441 nt
Organism: Spathaspora passalidarum NRRL Y-27907
Lineage: Eukaryota; Fungi; Ascomycota; Pichiomycetes; Serinales; Debaryomycetaceae
Exons: 2
Coding region: 83-319 (78 amino acids)
Biological process (GO): vacuolar proton-transporting V-type ATPase complex assembly
Cellular component (GO): endoplasmic reticulum membrane
Source: RefSeq, a predicted model, not a curated record
AUAUAAUUCGAAGGGCAAACCAGGCAGUUGUCAAUAAAGUUUAUAAAUCAAAAUUGUCCAAGUCAAUCAAUAAAAAUACAAGAUGUCAGCUCCAGAUAUUCCAAAGUCAGUGAUACAAAAAUUGGUAUUCUUUACUGGUGCCAUGAUAAUAUUACCAGUAUUUACAUUCUUUGUAUGUCAAUAUUUAUUCAAUCAUAAUUCGAUAAUUAGUGGUGGAAUUGCUGCAUUAAUUGCCAAUGUGGUAUUAAUUGGAUAUGUUGUUGUUGCAUUUACUGAAGAUACUUCUAAAUUGGAAGAAGAAUCAAAGAAGGAAAUAUAGUGUGUGUAUUCUGUAUAUAUGUUAAUAUAAUUAUGAGUUGCGUGGGAACAAGAAAGUGUAGUAAACAACCAGUAGUAAUGUGUGGUGAAACAUUCUGUAAAGACACAACACUGUAGCACAAU